AUGAAUGAUCUACAACAAGUUUCCCUUGCCUUGAAGAAAGUUACCAGUCGCAGUUUGCUCUUGAUCGACGAAUUUGGCAAAGGGACUCUUGAGAACGAUGGCAUCGGUCUUGCAUGCGGGAUUCUCGAGCACUUAUUGAGCCUUAGAGAGACCCCGAAGGUCAUCGCAGCAACACAUUUUCACGAAAUAUUCGAAAAUGACUUCCUCAGGUCCCGACCUCGAUUACAGCUGGGACAUAUGGAAGUGCAGGUCUGCGAAGAAUCCCGCGAUGUGGAAGAUCAGAUCACCUAUCUCUAUAACUUUCGACCAGGUCGAAGUAACAGGAGUUUUGGGACCAUAUGCGCGGCGAUCAACGGAAUCCACCAAGCCGUCGUUACUCGCGCCAAUGAGCUUGCCUCGCUCUCCGCGCGUGGUGAGAAUUUGAUUGCUGCUUGCGCCACAUUAACUGCAGAGGAGACACAAGCGUUGGAAGAAGCGGAUGCGUUGGCUAGAAGAUUCCUUGAGAUAGACAUGUCGGACAGCGGUGAGACAGAUUGGAGGGUUAUAUUAGAGGAAUUAUUUGAAAGUCUGGGGACCUAA
Molecule: messenger RNA, 579 nt
Organism: Aspergillus chevalieri
Lineage: Eukaryota; Fungi; Ascomycota; Eurotiomycetes; Eurotiales; Aspergillaceae
Gene: MSH5
Product: MutS protein msh5
Exons: 5
Coding region: 1-579 (192 amino acids)
Biological process (GO): mismatch repair; chiasma assembly
Cellular component (GO): nucleus
Molecular function (GO): ATP binding; ATP-dependent DNA damage sensor activity; mismatched DNA binding
Source: RefSeq, a predicted model, not a curated record